AUGUGGGUGAGCACCCUUACUUCGGCCGGGAGGUUACUCACUGUUACUUUUUCCCUUUACUUAGUAGUGGUUGCGCUUGUUUUGGCAUCAGAGGCAGUUUUUGUGGAGGAUCUAGAUGAAUCGUUUAAAGAAAACCGUAAAGAUGAUAUUUGGCUUGUAGAUUUUUAUGCCCCUUGGUGUGGCCACUGCAAGAAAUUGGAGCCUGUGUGGAAUGAAGUUGGUAUAGAAAUGAAAAACAUGGGCUCCCCAGUAAAAGUUGGGAAGAUGGAUGCAACUUCUUUUUCUAGUAUCGCAUCUGAAUUUGGAGUGCGAGGCUAUCCAACAAUUAAGCUCUUAAAAGGUGACUUGGCAUACAACUAUAGAGGACCUAGAACUAAAGAUGAUAUAAUUGAAUUUGCUAAUAGAGUAGCAGGACCUCUAAUCAGGCCACUUCCUAGCCAGCAUAUGUUUGAGCAUGUGCAAAAGAGACAUCGUGUACUUUUCGUGUAUGUUGGUGGGGAAUCUCCUUUAAAGGAAAAAUACAUUGAAGUUGCUUCAGAACUAAUUGUUUAUACAUACUUUUUUUCUGCCUCAGAAGAUGUACUACCUGAGUAUGUGACAUUGCCUGAAUUGCCUGCUGUUGUGGUCUUCAAAGAUGGAACUUACUUUGUAUAUGAUGAGUAUGAAGAUGGUGAUCUGUCAUCCUGGAUAAACAGAGAAAGAUUUCAGGGUUAUCUUCAUGUAGAUGGCUUUACAUUGUAUGAACUUGGAGAUACAGGAAAACUUGUGGCUAUUGCAGUCAUUGAUGAUAAAAACUCUUCAGUGGAACAUACCAGACUAAAAUCUAUUAUUCAGGAAGUUGCUAGAGAUUAUCGGGACCAUUUUCACAGGGAUUUCCAGUUUGGCCAUAUGGAUGGAAAUGAUUACAUUAAUAGCUUAUUAAUGGAUGACUUGACAAUCCCUACUAUUGUGGUAUUGAAUACCUCCAAUCAGCAGUACUUUUUGCCAGAUAGGCAUAUUGAGAACACAGAAGACAUGGUUCAAUUUAUUAACAAUAUCUUGGAUGGUACAGCUGAAGCACAGGGUGGUGAUGGAGUUCUGCAACGAAUCAAGAGAAUAAUCUAUGAUGCCAAGUCCACUGUAGUUUCUGUGUUCAAGAGUUCACCGCUUCUGGGAUGCUUUCUCUUUGGAUUGCCCCUGGGAGUCAUCAGCAUUAUGUGUUAUGGAAUCUGCACAGCUGAUACAGAUGGAGGAAUGGAUGAAAAUGAGGCAACUAAGAAGGAAAAUGGUGAUCGGGAGCUCACAGAUGAAGGCAGUGAGGAAGAACAAGAGGAAGAGAAGAAUGAAAACUAUACAGAACUUUCAGAUGGAGAGCUUAAACAGAAAAACAUAUUGGAAAAGAAAAAAGACUGAAUUGUUUAGCAAAAGAAUUCUCUAGAAUUUCCAAAUAGACUUAUUUAUUGAAGGUAGUCAUUUAUUGAUGAUCUUCAUGAAAGAGGACCUUUUUGUCUGCAUUAUGGUAGUUUUGACUUGCAUGUAUUCAAUUCUUUUCAAAUAUUCACAGGAAAAAUGAAAUUGGAAGUUCUCUUAAUUGUCUGUAAUAGAUUGUCAGAGAAGUGUAAGCCGAAGGAAUUUGCAGGUAAGACUCUGCUAUUUUUUUGGAAGAGUUUUUUGAAAUGUGCAUUAGAACGGUGAAAUAAAGAUGACACUGCUUGACUUUAGUGUAUGUGAUGAACUACUAAUAAUUUAGCCAGCUAAACACUCAUUUAUGUAAAAUUAAGGCUUGAAACCAAGGAAGAUUGAGAGAUAUGCAAAGUCUUUCAGAGGCUGAUAGCUAAAGACAGCUUAGUUUUCCAAAAAGUCACUUAUUUUACUUGUUGCACAUUAUUUUGGAAUAAAUAUUUUUUAAAAAAAAAUUAUAUAAAGUUAAAAGUAAAUUGUUAUGAAUUAGAGGACUGUUUUAUCAUGUAAUAAUAUAAUUACUGGCAGUUGAGAAUGUCUGCUUGAUAGAGGAAGUGGGUGGGAGUUAUAUGUUAAAAUAGGUUUUUAUUAGAGCUUUAUGCAGCUAAAAGUUACUGGAGAGCUACGUUAAAAGCUUCUUUUUAGAAGAGGACUUCCUGUUAAAUUGUUUUGUGUGAGCAGUUACACGCAUUCUUAAUGCAUAUCAUCUUACCUUAAAAUUUUCUGAAUCCACAGUGCAAUUUGAUGAGGGAAGACUUAAAUAUCAGAACCGUUUAACUGUUUUGUGUAACUAAUGACAAACUGUUUGAAUGGUGUAAACUUGUUUACAAUGUUAAAUUCAAAUUGUUACAUAUGUUUGAGGUUGUUGAUGUUGAUACUUAUGAGACUGUUACCUGCCCUGAAGAAGUGAGCUGAUGGAGCAUAACUGUAACAUUCAUAGAGAUUUGUCAGUGAGAUGCAUUUUCACUACCUAUUUAGUUGUAAAAGUCACUUUUAAUACAGCUCUGUGACUGUGAAAAGGACUAACUUCUCUCCAGGUUAAAAUCUUCAAGGAUAAGCUGUAAGGCAGCCUUUGACAUUGAUGUCAUGAACAGUACCAAGGGAGAGGGGAAAAAGAAAGGGGAAAAAAACAAAAAAACAAAAAACUUAUGUUGCUUCUCUCCUUUGUAUCCAUGGGGAUUUUUUUUGUUAUAUUACAAUAUACAGAUUUUCAUGUUGUCUGUAUAUGGCAGCUUGAUCACAUAA
Struthio camelus australis is the source of this 2685-nucleotide messenger RNA. The record is from RefSeq and is a predicted model, not a curated record. NCBI's taxonomy places the organism in Eukaryota, Metazoa, Chordata, Aves, Struthioniformes, Struthionidae.